AUGACUGUGACAGAAAUUAAAGGGUAUCAAAUAUUACCCCUAGCUUUACCCGAAUCUACUGUAUCUCAUUAUGUUUACUUCAAGAAACAUGAUGUAAAAAACUCAAACACAUCGAAUCGAUCAAUAUUUAUAUUUAAUUUACCAAUAGGCACAGAUUUAACUAUUAUCAAGAAAUAUUUCCAAUCAGUUGCUAUUGGUGCUACCAUAGAGACUUUCACAUCUUCAUAUUUGACCGAUUAUCCUGAAGAUGUUUGGAUAAAUUUAUCUAAAUUAACCAGUGAUUUAGAAAUAUCCACUGAAAAGGAUGAUGCAGUUGCUAGUAAAUUACCUAAAAACUGUGGUAUUGUGACAUUUAUCGACAAGGGUUCAUUCACCCUUGCGUUUAACGCAUUAAAGAAAUUAUCUUCGAAUCAAACUACAUCAAAUUGGCCAAUCCAAACAUUUGAUUCAAAUUAUUAUUUAAACAAAUAUCAUUCACAAAUAUUAGAUGUUGAAGAAUUAUCUAACCAAGUUUCAGAAUCUUUAAUAGAAUUUGAUCGUAAAGAACAAGAGUCUAUUGAACAAUUACAACAACAAACUCAACUAGUCGAUGAGGAUGGAUUUACAUUGGUUGUUGGAUCUCAUAGAAAGACAAAAGCAGGUAUAUUGGGUAAGCAAAAGCUUGCAUCUACUGUUGAAGCUGAUAAGGCAAAAGCUAAGAUGAAGAAGAAGGAAAAGGAAGAUUUCUAUAGAUUCCAAUUAAGACAACGUAAGAAGGAAGAAAUGAAUGAAUUAUUGAGGAAGUUCAAGUUAGAUCAAGAAAGAGUUAGAUUAAUGAGAGAAAAGAAGAGAUUUAGACCUUAUUGA
Molecule: messenger RNA, 846 nt
Organism: Hemisphaericaspora subhashii
Lineage: Eukaryota; Fungi; Ascomycota; Pichiomycetes; Serinales; Debaryomycetaceae
Exons: 1
Coding region: 1-846 (281 amino acids)
Biological process (GO): rRNA processing; ribosomal small subunit assembly
Cellular component (GO): UTP-C complex; CURI complex
Source: RefSeq, a predicted model, not a curated record